Messenger RNA from Enterospora canceri, 897 nucleotides. NCBI's taxonomy places the organism in Eukaryota, Fungi, Microsporidia, Enterocytozoonidae. The record is from the annotation of a GenBank genome assembly.
AUGAAUUCAAAAACGCUGGAUAAUUUAAAGCUAAAGACGCUGAUAUCACACGGUGCAUUUGGUGAAAUAUACGUAGCAGAGGAUACAAACACAGGUGAAGAAGUCGCAGUAAAGGUCGAGAAGAAAUCCAUCACCGUAUCCCAAAUAAAACACGAAUUUAACAUAUAUAGACUCAUUAGAGGCCCAGCCACGCCCCGCGUCUUUGAUAUAGGCCGAAUAGAGUACAAAGGAGACAUGGUGAAUUGCUUGUCGAUGGAGCUGCUUGGCCCAUCUCUAGAGAAAAUCUACAACAAACUCAACAGGGAAUUCUCAAUCAAAACCUUAUUUCUAAUAGGCAAAACAUGCUUGCGGCAAAUUGAGUUCCUACAUCACAGACACUACGUCCAUAGGGACAUCAAACCAGACAACUUCGUCGUCAGCACCAGCUUCGGAAAGCUCUUUCUGAUCGACUACGGCCUGGCCAAGGAAUUCAGAAAUCCAGUCACAAUGGUGCAUAGGCCGUACAAAGACGGGAAGAAUCUGACUGGCACUGCCAGAUAUGCUUCACUAAACACGCAUAUUGGGAUAGAACAAAGCAGAAGAGACGAUCUGGAGUCCCUUGGCUUCAUGCUAAUUUAUUUCUCAAAGGGGAGAUUGCCAUGGCAAGGCCUCAAGGGCGAAAACAAAAGAGUUAAAUACGAGAAAAUAAAAGAAGUAAAAAGGGAGACUACGCUGAAGGAGCUGUGUACUGGGUGUCCAUCUGAGCUAUUUCUGUACAUGACGCACGUUAGAAACCUGAAGUACGCAGAAUACCCCGAUUACUUCUACCUGAACAGCCUCUUCAUGAACGGGCUCAAGAAGCGCGACCUCGAGGACGACGACAAGUUCGAUUGGGUCGAUCACAAGGACUUCUGGUGA